Messenger RNA from Tachyglossus aculeatus (Australian echidna), 3063 nucleotides. RefSeq names its product malic enzyme 2 (gene ME2). Gene Ontology annotation, biological process: pyruvate metabolic process; malate metabolic process. The transcript has 16 exons. The record is from RefSeq and is a predicted model, not a curated record. The coding region runs from base 149 to 1900 and encodes 583 amino acids. Gene Ontology annotation, cellular component: mitochondrion. Gene Ontology annotation, molecular function: NAD binding; malate dehydrogenase (decarboxylating) (NAD+) activity; malate dehydrogenase (decarboxylating) (NADP+) activity. Lineage: Eukaryota; Metazoa; Chordata; Mammalia; Monotremata; Tachyglossidae.
CUGCAUUGGUUCCUUUCCUGGAGUAAUGUCACAACAACUAGGACUUCUGUACUUCCUUUCCCUUGGAAGGAAGGCUGUACCAAUUCACUAGAGAGCUUCACUGAUAUUGGAGUAGAUCCUCAAAAGUAAUUCACAGGUGAAAUCAAAAAUGUUGUCCCGGUUAAGAGUAAUUGCCACGCCUUGUUCUUUGGCAUGUCGCAGAUUACACACCAAGGAGAAAGGCAAGCCGCUGAUGUUGAAUCCAAGAACAAACAAAGGAAUGGCAUUUACUUUGCGAGAACGACAGAUGCUUGGCCUUCAAGGACUCCUGCCUCCUAAGAUAGAGACACAGGACAUUCAAGCUUUACGAUUCCACAGAAACUUGAAAAAAAUGACUGACCCUUUGGAAAAGUACAUCUAUGUAAUGGGAAUCCAGGAAAGAAAUGAGAAGUUAUUUUACAGAAUAUUACAAGAUGACAUUGAAAGUUUAAUGCCAAUAGUAUAUACACCAACAGUAGGCCUUGCCUGUUCCCAGUACGGACACAUCUUUAGAAGACCAAGGGGAUUAUUUAUUUCAAUCUCUGACAGAGGUCAUAUUAGAUCAAUUGUGGAGAACUGGCCAGAAACUGAUGUUAAGGCUGUUGUGGUUACUGAUGGAGAGAGAAUAUUGGGACUUGGAGAUCUUGGUGUCUAUGGAAUGGCGAUUCCUGUGGGAAAGCUUUGUCUUUAUACAGCCUGUGCUGGUAUACGACCAGAUAAAUGCCUUCCUGUGUGCAUUGACGUAGGAACUGACAAUACAACACUCUUAAAAGAUCCAUUUUAUAUGGGUCUGUACCAAAAAAGAGAUCGCUCACAGCUUUACGAUGACCUGAUUGAUGAGUUUAUGGAAGCCAUUACAGACAGAUAUGGCCAGAGCACACUCAUUCAGUUUGAAGAUUUUGGAAACCACAAUGCCUUUAGGUUCCUGAGAAAGUAUCGAGAAAAGUAUUGUACUUUCAACGAUGAUAUUCAAGGAACAGCCUCAGUGGCUCUGUCUGGUCUCCUGGCAGCACAGAAAGUUAUUGGCAAACCAGUCUCAGAGCACAAAAUUUUAUUCCUUGGUGCAGGAGAGGCUGCUCUUGGAAUUGCAAAUCUGAUAGUAAUGGCUAUGAUAGAAAAUGGUGUUCCAGCAGAAGAAGCGCGUAAGAAAAUCUGGAUGUUUGACAAGUUUGGCUUAUUGAUUCAGGAGCGAAAAGAGGGCAUAGAUGGUCAUCAGGAAGCGUUUGCGCACCAGGCACCCGACCAGCUUCCCAAUACUUUUGAGGAUGCGGUGAAUAUACUGAAGCCUUCGGCUAUUAUCGGAGUUGCCGGAGCCGGGCGACUUUUCACGCCAGAUGUAAUCAGAGCAAUGGCUUCCAUUAAUGAACGGCCUGUAAUCUUUGCGUUGAGUAAUCCUACAGCAAAAGCUGAAUGCACUGCUGAAGAGGCAUAUACACUUACCGAGGGUCGCUGUUUGUUUGCCAGUGGCAGUCCAUUUGGGCUUGUGAAACUAAGUGAUGGGCGGUCUUUUAUUCCAGGCCAAGGAAACAACGCCUACAUCUUCCCAGGUGUCGCUCUGGCUGUAAUUCUCAGUGAUGCUCGGCAUAUUAGUGACCAUGUCUUUUUAGAAGCUGCAAAGGCAUUGACUGAGCAACUGACUGACCAGGAGCUAGCCCAAGGGAGGCUUUACCCCCCACUCUCCAAUAUUCAAGAAGUUUCCAUUAACAUUGCCGUUAAAGUUAUAAAAUACCUGUACGCCGAAAAGAUGGCAUUCCGUCACCCAGAGCCAGUAGACAAGAACCAGUAUGUCAGAUCGCGAAUUUGGCGCAGCGACUACGAGUCUUUCAUGCCAGAUGUUUAUGAAUGGCCUGAAGCCGCAGCGAAGCCACCCAAAUUUAUCUGAGAGAAGCGCUAGAAGCCGACCACACUUCCAGAGCUGCCGGGAGCCCCAUUUUCAGACCAAGUAGGGAUGGUGUUGGACAUUUGUAGCUUUUUCUGUACUUUUUAUCUUAUUUCACUUGGCAUGACUUAUUUUUCCCAUAAACUUCCAUAAUUAUAUGGGGAUGAAGGCCACCACACGCACAUUGUCAGUGUUAACAAAAACGUAAAUGACCGUAUUUUAAUUUUCCCUGGGAGCCCAUACCACACCAUGGAUGUUUUAAAAGAAAUAUAAUUGAACAUAUCCUUCUAUGCUUGUUUUUCCCUUCCCUGCUGAUUGCCAAAGUAUUUUCUCUUGCCAUUAGAAGUAGUCUGCCCAGUUCCCUCAAAGUUAUUAAUAAUUCACUCCUGAGGGUGUGAGUGGUAAAUGCUCUACUGUGUUUUGAAGGAAAGAAUCCCACUAAGAAAGAGAGGCCAGUUUUAACCAAAGUGUAUAGGGGAAAACACUGGUAUCCAAGUAUCUUUUUCGUUCAUUCAUUCAUUUGCUCGCCUUAAUAGUAGCAUGUGUGAGUUUAGGCUGUUCUGUAAAAUGUGCAGAAGAGUUUGCCCUGUUUAUUUUUCUGAAAGGUCAUAUUGGUGGGGGAAAACGGAAACUGGACUCAUCUUUUUAGAAGAAUGAGCAAAACCCUCUGCUAGUCUUUUGAAUACUGCAUAGCAUUGUAAUGUGAGUUUGUUUUCUUCAGAAUGAUCUGAAAUAACUUAAAACUAUGUAAAAUUGUCCUGGCUCAGAUGUGCAGUGGAGAAAUUACCUGACCAGAAAACGUUUUUGAAGGUUUCAUUAGUCUGAAGGAAAUUGUGAUCGUUUCUGUUGCUUUACUAUAUUUUCCACUUUUUUUAGAACAAUCUAAUGCGUACGGGUGCAAGUAGUUAGAUCUUUUUUCAUUUCUUGACUUUUUUCCCCUAUUUUUGUGUUUCUUUUGGUGAGCUGCAUGUAUUUGAAGUGAUUUGUGACCUUUAGAAGCUUGUCACCUAUAAAAUCAUCUAAAAAGGCCAUGUAGAGGACUUUGUUUAUCCAGUUCUCAGUUGAUCCCCAGUUUCUCUUCAGUCUGAAGAAUUAACUUUAUAAAGUCACUUCCUAAUAAAUUUUUUUUAAAUAUUGCAACUGGACUUUUUUUCUAAUUGAAGAUU